ACUCCCCUUGAAAUUUUUAAGGGCGAAUCGCCCCAAAACUUCCUUCAGAAUUUCAUCACAUUCCCACCUCAGGCCCCAACCACCUCCCAAGCGGAAAAGUUUGCCCUGGUUAAUAUAAAUUUGUCAAAAAGUGCUGCAAGAAGACAAAAACGCCAUGGCCCAACUGAUACUGAAACUCCAUUCAAAGUUGGGGUUAAAGUCCUCUUAAAAACCCAUCACCUUUCAAAUGCCUUCUAUGGCGAGAUGAAAAAGUUCUUUCGACUGUAUGACGGCCCAUACAUCAUCACCCGAGUAGUAGGUUCCAAUGCCUUUGAACUAAAAGACCCAAAAACUGAUGAGAUUAAAGGUGUAUAUAAUCUGGUCAACCUGCGCAAGCUCUGCGAGUAGAACUUUCCUACACAGUAUUGUGAACUUCUUUCCUAAUUGUUCUGCCAUGCUCUAGUAUUAAGUUUAUUUACAUACUAUUUCUUCUCCUUUACUUUUUUUUAAAAACCUUAAAAACCUUAUGUAUCUUAUUAUUGUUCUUCCUAAUUUUACCUGUCAUCAUUACUGUCAUAUUCAUUUCCUUUUGUUAACCUUCAUGUCCCAUUCUUGUUUGUUUUAGUUUGUCCUAAUAGACCUACAAUCUAUUUUCUACUAUGCUAAGACUGUCCCUCUCUACGAGUAUUAUUAAAAAAAAAAAAAAAAAAAAAAAAAAAAAAAAAAAAACUCGUUGCGACUCCUUUUUUUUCCAAUUUUUUUUUUACCUUUCUGUUGGGGAAGGGGGUUAGUUGUUUCACGAUACCCCUUCACCCAACCGCCCUAGAAACUUUGUGCGUAGUUUUUUUUCUCUUUUCCCCUUCCCUCAAUCAUUUGUAUAUCUGUGUCUGAGGACAAAACAGCUAUACACAUUUUAUUGUAUGAUGUAAGUAUAUUCUCUCUCCUCAUUUUUAUGUUUGUGUACCUGGCCACACGUUCAAUGUUAGAAUAAUUUAGUUUUAAGAACAAUUUGCUGCUUCUGACCGACUCAGAUGCUCAUGCACUUGAUUUUACAUGAAGGCGUUGAUUUCCUGUCCUUGCUGUAUUAACUACAGGGUGACCAUCAUCACGCGGUGAUACCAGGGAAUCCACGAAGUCUUUGUAUCUGGGGAUACAACACUUCGUGCCAUUGGAACGCUCCCUGAAUCUGAACUUUCUUUAUUAUUUUUUAUCUGGCCGAACGGUUCUGCCGUAAGCCAUUCACUGGAGAAAACGAACUAGCGUCGUCUAGCGGCUCCAUAUUGUUCUACCUUUUGUGCUUUUUUUUUUUUUUUCUUUUUUAUUUCUUCUAAUUAGUGUUCGAGACCUAGUCAUGAGUGCUUCAUGUGCCUUGGAGGAGGCAGUCAAAGCUCAUGCAGCCUUGCAGCUAGCCACUGCGAGUGUCACUGGACUCAGUCCCCCACGUAAAACCCAAAACGGGCUGCUUCCAUGUAGGCUCAAGUGCGUGACUGAUUCGAUCAGGAACACAAAUCAG
Molecule: messenger RNA, 1492 nt
Organism: Bemisia tabaci
Lineage: Eukaryota; Metazoa; Arthropoda; Insecta; Hemiptera; Aleyrodidae
Product: retrovirus-related Pol polyprotein from transposon gypsy
Biological process (GO): proteolysis; DNA integration
Molecular function (GO): nucleic acid binding; aspartic-type endopeptidase activity
Source: RefSeq, a predicted model, not a curated record